AUGCUGCCAGCAAUCGUUAAACUCUGCUGUGGAAUCUCAUACCAACAUUUCAGGAGCAUGACAGGAUUGCAACAAAGAGCUGUGGCCGCUAUUGGACAAGAAAUCAAUUUGAUGCAACGUGGGAGUCAAAUCACUUUACCAAAUUGGGCAAGUCAUGUACAGUGGAUAAAAGCUAACUCUCACACUGGAAAACCAGAAAAUGAAGGAACUAUAAGCACACCCAUGACUCUGAGGGAAGAAGAGCUGGUCUAUGUAAACCAAGGGAAGGAGGCCUUAAAAAAGGCACUAGAAAUUCUGCAGGACAAAGAUGGGUGGAAACGGGAAAUUUUAGAGGAAAGCGGUGAUGUGGUUCUGAGUAAAACCCUUCCUGGAACAGGAAAGGUAUUCAGACUGGAAGCAGUCCUAGAUGCCACCCCUGAGGAACUUUAUGAUGACCUGUUUGUGAAAGUGGAGGAAAUGAAUCAGUGGAACCCUGAUGUCAAACAAAUCAAAAUAUUAAAGCACAUUGGACAGGACACCAUGGUUACGCAUGAGGUUUCAGCUGAGACAGCAGGAAAUCUUGUGGGCCAGAGGGAUUUUGUGAGCGUCAGACACUGCUGCAAACAGAAGUCCUGUAUUUAUUUAGCUGGAGCUGCCACGCAUCUAGAAGCCUUCCCGCCUCAGAAGGGGUUUGUCAGAGCUCAAGAUGGACCUAUGUGCAUUAUCCUACAGCCACUUGGGGAGGAAAAGAAGAAAUGUCAGCUCACAUGGCUUCUUAAUAUGGAUCUCAAGGGCUGGCUACCAAAGUCCAUCGUCAAUCAGGUUUUGCCGCAAGCCCAGGCUGAUUUUACAAAACAUUUACGCAAACGGCUGUCAGCAAGGCUGGUCCCCCUGCAGCACUGACACACACGGAUCGAGGCGUAGCUGAUGAAGAUGCUUGAGGAAAGACUGUUGGACUCUACAGCUGUUCCACAUCAACCUGCUUCUCUGGCCCAGCUGCUCUGUGCGCACAACUACUGUAGCACUUCAGAGAGCUAAAGAAGAUCAGGUUGUACAAGCAGAGACUGAGAGGCAACCGAGUGAUUGUGGUUAAACUGAAAAUUAUGCCAGUUCCCUCAGAGGUGAUUGAAAAUAAAGCCUCAAAUAUGUAUUUAUUUUAAUAGGAAAGGAUACUAUGGCAACACAGACCUCAAAGUCUAAUGUUUCUUCUUGUAUUUUCUAACUGUUGGCUGUAGGAGCUUUACUGCUGGUACUGUACAUCUCAGCUAACUGUUGCAUCAUUAGGUGUGUCAAAUUGUUAUCAGUAAAUCAGGUAAAUACAUCAUUGCUUUGUUGCCACCAUCUGCAUGACAGCAAAUGGCUAUGAAACUGAUCAAUGGUCUUUGAUCAUUAAUUUUUCCAGGAAAUGUUUUGAGACUUGCUCUGCUUGUUACUGUACAUCUAAGACCAUGAAAACAUUUAAGAAUACUAGUUUUAUAGUUUAUUCUAGUUUUAGUUCAUUUUUUAGUACUAAAAAUGCAUAUUUAUCUACAAAACAUGUCAUA
This is a messenger RNA of Lepisosteus oculatus (spotted gar), 1523 nucleotides long. It is a transcript of the gene star2, whose product is annotated as steroidogenic acute regulatory protein 2. Gene Ontology annotation, cellular component: mitochondrion. NCBI's taxonomy places the organism in Eukaryota, Metazoa, Chordata, Actinopteri, Semionotiformes, Lepisosteidae. The record is from RefSeq and is a predicted model, not a curated record. Gene Ontology annotation, biological process: intracellular cholesterol transport; steroid biosynthetic process; regulation of steroid biosynthetic process. Gene Ontology annotation, molecular function: cholesterol transfer activity; cholesterol binding.